Hippocampus comes (tiger tail seahorse) is the source of this 1514-nucleotide messenger RNA. Its product is annotated as neuronal acetylcholine receptor subunit alpha-9-II-like. Gene Ontology annotation, biological process: monoatomic ion transmembrane transport. Bases 67 to 1392 code for a protein of 441 amino acids. Gene Ontology annotation, molecular function: acetylcholine-gated monoatomic cation-selective channel activity; transmembrane signaling receptor activity. The transcript has 5 exons. The record is from RefSeq and is a predicted model, not a curated record. NCBI's taxonomy places the organism in Eukaryota, Metazoa, Chordata, Actinopteri, Syngnathiformes, Syngnathidae. Gene Ontology annotation, cellular component: postsynaptic membrane.
CGUGCUUCGUGUCAUUUCGCUUUUUUCUUCAUAUCAGUUCAUUAUUGUGUGUCUGGAAUUGUUCAAAUGGUCGUGGAUUUGAGAUUGACCGCUUUUAGCUGCAUGAAACGAUCGGAAAUGCAAAGUUUAUUGUGCUUGUUUGUUUGUGUCUCAAUGUUGACAGUCUCCCGAUGCGCCCACAGCAGAUUUGCUCGGAAACUCCUCAAUGAUCUGUUUGACAACUACACGAGCGCUCUGAGGCCGGUGGAGGACACGGAGGCCGUUCUUAAUGUCACCCUGCAGGUCACGCUCUCGCAAAUCAUCGACAUGGAUGAGCGAAAUCAAAUACUGACGGCCUACUUGUGGAUACGACGAGCGUGGCGCGACGCGCAUCUCAAAUGGAGUAAGGAGGACUACGAUGGCCUUGAUACCAUCCGUAUACCUAGCAGUUAUGUAUGGAGACCUGAUAUAGUCCUAUAUAACAACGCCGACGACCACUUCACGGGCCCCAUGGAUACCAACGUGGUGAUCCGCCACGACGGCCGGAUCACGUGGGACUCGCCGGCGAUCACCAAGAGCUCCUGUAAGGUGGACGUGUCCUUCUUUCCCUUUGACGCGCAGCAGUGCAGGUUCACCUACGGCUCGUGGACCUACAACGGCAACCAGCUGGACAUCCUCAACGCCAUGGAGAGCGCCGACCUGGCCGACCUGGUGGACAACGUGGAGUGGCAAGUCCUGGGUAUGGCGGCCAAAAGGAACAUCGUCUUGUACGGCUGCUGCGCCGACCCUUACCCCGACGUCACCUUCACGCUGAAACUCAAGAGGAGGGCCUCCUUCUACGUCUUCAACCUGCUGAUACCCUGCGUGAUGAUCUCCUUCCUGGCUCCGCUGGGCUUCUACCUGCCUGCGGACUCGGGAGAAAAAGUGUCUUUGGGCGUCACCGUGAUGCUGGCGCUGACCGUCUUUCAACUGCUGGUCGCCGAGAUUAUGCCACCAUCGGAGAAUGUACCGCUCAUCGGUAGGGGUGAAAGCUCAAUCCGUCACCGCUAUUACCGAGAGGAAAAAGAAGACUUGGAUGGGUCGUUGGGGGUGAAGCACACCGAUUGUUACAGCCCCCGGCAGAACGCCGCCGUCGUCAGCAUGGACGACGACGACGACCUGGGCCGUGCGAGGAGAUGCCGCAAAGGGGGCGUGAGCGAGAGGCGGGCCUCUCGUGGGCCGCCCUGCGACGAGAGGCGUCUGCUCUUGCCGAAUGUGGAGUACAUCGCCAACUGCUACAGGGAGCAACGGGCCACUCAAAAGAGGACUGGCGAGUGGAAGAAGGUGGCCAAGGUACUGGACCGCUUCUUCAUGUGGUCCUUCUUCAUCAUGGUCUUCUUCAUGAGUCUUCUCAUCAUGGGCAAAGCCGUCUGACACCUCGCCCGUCGGUUCAGUGGAGUCGUGCUCGACAUCAGCGCGUUACGGGGGCACCAAAUGUUGUAGUCCGUGCGUAGCAUACCAUUUGAAUAUCUGUUCCAUUAAAAUGUAGUCACUUG